AUGGAGCCCGGGCCGCGGCGGCGGCGGCGACGCGGGAGCCACCAGCUGGUGGCCACUUUCCUGCGCGACCCGGGCUCGGGGCGCGUCUACAGGCGCGGGAAGCUCAUUGGCAAGGGCGCCUUCAGCCGCUGCUACAAGCUCACGGACUUGUCCACCAGCGUCGUGUUCGCCCUCAAGGUGGUGCCCCGCGGCGGGAGCGGGGCCGGGCGGCUGCGCCCGUGCGGCAAGGUGGAGCGCGAGAUCGCCCUGCACAGCCGCCUGCGACACCGCAACAUCGUGGCCCUCCAUGGGCACUUCGCCGACCGCGACCACGUGUACCUGGUGCUGGAGUACUGCAGCCGCCAGUCCCUGGCCCACGUGCUCCGGGCGCGGCAGACACUGACAGAGCCGGAGGUGCGCUACUACCUGAGGGGCCUGGUCAGCGGCCUGCAGUACCUGCACCAGCACCGCAUCGUGCACCGAGACCUGAAGCCCAGUAACUUCUUCCUGAACAAGAACAUGGAGGUGAAGAUUGGCGACCUGGGGCUGGCCGCCAAGGUGGGGCCGGGGGGCCGCUGCCACAGAGUGCUCUGCGGGACUCCGAACUUUCUGGCCCCCGAGGUCAUCUCCAGAAAUGGGCACUCCUGCCAGUCAGACAUCUGGGCUCUGGGCUGCAUCCUGUACACCGUGCUCACCGGCGUCCCACCCUUCCCCGCGGCACCCCUGUCGGAGACCUACCGGAACAUCCGCGCAGGCCGCUACCCGGAGCCUGCCCACCUGUCGCCCGCCGCCCGCCGCCUCAUCGCCCGCCUCCUGGCGCCCGACCCCGCCGAGCGGCCCAGCCUGGACCUCCUGCUGCAGGACGGCUUCUUCACCCAGGGCUUCAGUCCGGACCGGCUGCCGCCCUACUGCUGCCACAGCCCUCCCGUCUUCGCCCGCCCCCCGGCCCUGGGCGGGCUACUCCGGAAAGUCCAGCUGCUGCUGCCCCCGUGCGGGCCCCUCUGCCCCUGCACCUCCACAGACGGGUCGGACCCCGACUCCACAGAGCGGGGCGACGAGGCCUCUCCGUCUGAGAGAGGGGCUCCCGACCCCGAGACCCCCAUCCGCCUGCUCUCACAAGGGACCCUCGGCGGUGACCCAGCAGGGCCUGCAGGGAGCCCGCGGGUGGAGGUGGACGCGGCCAUCCGGAGCCUGCAGCUCUGCCUGGACGCCGGCCCUCGGGCCCCACAGGACCCCCCCGGAGAGCCGCGGCCCACCCUCUGGGCCCCCCAGUGGGUGGAUUAUUCCAGCAAGUACGGCUUCGGCUACCAGCUGUCGGAUGGGGGCAGUGCCGUCCUGUUCCGGGACGGCACCCACAUGGCCCUGCGGCCCCCUGCAGGCCAGGUCUGCUACCUGCCAAGCCGGGGACGGCUGGAGACCUUCACCCUGAGGGACGUGCCGAGCCCGCUGGGCGCCAAGCUGGCCGUGCUGCGGCUCCUCACCCACUACAUGCGGCGGCGGCGGCGGCGGCGGCGGCGGCGGCGGGAGGAGGGAGCCCUGCCCGCACCUGUGCCGCCCGCGGGCCCCGGCUUCUGCCUGCUGCGCUUCCUCUCGUCCCCGGAGGCACUGCUCCUGCUGUUCAGCGACGGCACGGUGCAGGUCAGCGUCAGCGCAGCCCACACCCAGGUGGUGCUGAGCGGCCAGGGCGAGGGGCUGCAGCUGACCCACUGGGGGCGGGGCCGAGCCGGCGCCUCCGCCUCGCUGGACAGCCUGCGGCGCCACGGCUGCCCCCCGGCCGCCCGCCAGCUGCUGGGCCUCGCGCUGCGCAUGCUGCAGACCACCCGUGGCCCUGAGCGCUCGGACGCCGCUGAGAGGGAGACGUCGGGGGGCGGCGCGCAGCGGGCGCACCAGGACGGCUCAGCCAGGACUCUGCUCCCACCCGGUGCCCAGACAACAGCAGCCCCCACGGCACAGGAGGCGGCGGCAGAGCGUGGUGGUGACGUGCCCGUCCCAGCCCAGAGCCCCUCGGUGACCCCCACACACAGACCCCUGCUGCACCUGCUGGCCCCGCCCCCUCCCCAGGCCUCCCUCGCACCCCCCAUGCCUGGCCCAGCCUCACCGUCACCCACGCACACCACCGAGGCCUCUGGGGGUCCCAACAUCUCGGCAAUCGUCUCCCGCGUGCCCUGA
Lepus europaeus (European hare) is the source of this 2148-nucleotide messenger RNA. It is a transcript of the gene PLK5, whose product is annotated as polo like kinase 5 (inactive). Gene Ontology annotation, biological process: protein phosphorylation; regulation of cytokinesis; mitotic cell cycle. Lineage: Eukaryota; Metazoa; Chordata; Mammalia; Lagomorpha; Leporidae. Gene Ontology annotation, molecular function: protein serine/threonine kinase activity; protein binding; ATP binding. The record is from RefSeq and is a predicted model, not a curated record. The coding region runs from base 1 to 2148 and encodes 715 amino acids. Gene Ontology annotation, cellular component: cytoplasm; spindle pole; centrosome. The transcript is spliced from 17 exons.